UGAGCCUGUUUUGAGCCCAUCUUUUGUGUAGGCGCUUCACAUCCAUAGUUGAAACCCAUCAAGCAGCAGCGCCAACGUUGAAACGUUUAAAGGAGGGAUAAGUAAAGAUUUUGAUGCUCAAUUUAGGCUAACCCGUGAAUGUUGUCUGCAGGGAUGUCAAUGGGGAGACCACAAGAGGUUUUCCUUGUGUUUCUCUCCUUGGUUCCACUGGUUUUCCAAUGUCCGCCGAUGUGCCGCUGUACCGGAACCUCUACGGAUUGCAGCAGUCUGAAUGUGAAUGUAGACACCAUUCCCAAACGCUUUGACGCUGACGUCACCGAGAUCAAACUGAAUGACAACAAACUAACUUCCAUCCCCAGCGGCGUUUUCGACACUCUGAGGCAGCUGAGGUCAGUCUCAUUGGACCGGAACCCAUGGAGAUGUGAUUGCGACAUUUUAUAUCUGCGAUCCUGGCUCCUCAAGCAGGAAAACCGAACUAUGUACAAGGAAUUAAAGUGCUCCUCCCCGGCGGAGCUCCAGGGAAGGCUCAUCUUGUAUCUAACGGAGGAUGAAAUAAUAUCGAGCUGCCAGGAGUGGUACUGCAACAUGGUUCUGAUCUGCCAGAUCUUGCUCUUCGCCUUAAUCAUCAUUCAGGCCAUUCUGCUGAUUGGUGUCAUCGUCUUCCUCAGGAGAUUUGAAAGUUUUGCCAAGGAGGCGACCCGGGCACGAAAAGACGAUCAUUUUCGGAAUGCGAUGUAAAAUAAAUGUUUACUGGGCCCAACAUUUUCAGAGUCCGGGGAACAGGUUUAUUUAUUGCGCUUCCUGUACCCCACUUGACAUUGUUCCCGUGUGACAAUUAUUUCAGUUUUCACCAUUUUAGGCCUGUUACUGUAAUUUCUCAGCCAAUUUAAUAGAGGAGACAUGUCAAGCUUACUUUGCUUAAAAUCUAUGCAAAUAUAAAGAGUCCUGGAUUAACUAGCGAGUCUUACACGUUACGCCUCGUUUGAGAUUGAUUAAUGGCGACGCUAUGAGAAUUUAAGAUUUAGCUGUUAAUGAAAAUAAAGCUAUUUUUCACGACGGCUUGGGAAGUUAAAUACAAGCCGCGCCAACGUUUAGUCUCAAUCCAUCCAGAUACUGGCAAGUGAGCGGGUGAUACACCAAAAAGAGAACUAAGAAUCUCACAGCACUGCAGCAGUUGAAGAACUUUUUUCCAAAAAAAAAAGGAAUUUUAUUUCUAACGACGGUGGGGGGUUCUAUUGAUAUUCCGGAAUGCAUUGAAAGGAUUUGCACAGGGAUAGAACAGUUAGCAUUCUGAAAUAUAUAUUGUAAGCUUGGAUUUUUUUUUGUCAUUGCUAUAAAUUUAACUCGGCAAAAGCUUUACUAUUGUAAUCAAUCGAUUGUGCUUUUUCUAACAUAAGGUCUGCUGAAAAAUGCUAAAUAUCGGUCAUUUUGUAGCAGCUAUAUCAUUGAUAGAAUGAAAAUUUAUGAUAGCAAAUAUUAUACCGUGAGAAAUUAUAGACAGUAGCUACCUGUAUUGUGCAUUUUUAAAAAUGCGUUCGUGGGAUUUGGACUUCAUUGGUUAGGGCAAUACUUAUUGUCCAUCUCUAAUCGUCCAGAGGCCAGAUAAGGACAUUAGUGAACCAUAUGGGUCUUAGGACAAUGGAUUAAAAUCACAAAAAUAGAAAUUGCUAGAAAACCUCAGCGGGUAUAGCAGCAUUUGUGGAGCGAAAGCAGAAUGAAAGUUUCAGGUCCAGUGACCCUUCUUGAGAAUGGUCGCUAUUGGGCUCGCUUUUGUGUUGAAUUCAAAUUUCACUGUCUGCCAGAAUGAGAUUCGACCCCACGUCAGCAAAAACAUUAAUCUGGCAUUCUGGAUUACUAGUCGCAGUGGCGUUACAGCACCUGUCUUGCAUGCUUUUCCAAUCAAAGUAUCACCCCACUGUCAAUUGCUCAGGGCAGCACAGAGUGAAGACAGCACUCUCACUGUUUUAUUCCUUCUCUUCACGUUAUUGUCUCUCUCUUUUUUUCUCAGCUGAGAAGAUUGUAAUUUUCUAGUUAUAUGAGUUUUUUGUUUUGGCGUGUGGGCGUGAGACACAGUGAAAACGCCAGAUGUGUAAAUAACUUUACCAAUGCUGCACCACCAUGAAAAACACCCAUGAGGCCAGGGAACCAGUAAUAGGCCGAGACCCGUCAGGCAAUGCCGACGUGAACUCUCUUCACUUUCUAUUCGAUUAGGUUGUUUGCCCGCGAUUAUUCAAUUCAAUCAGCUCCACAGCGACAAAGACUUCGAUUCAAAACAGUAAGAAAUGCAGCUAAACGAAAUAAAAUCGAAUGCAGAUGUUAUGAGGCAGAAUUAACACAACGGCCUACUGGAAUUACCGUGGUGACGGUACAUUUGAAGUUGAUCAAUGUAAAUGUUGGCGUUCAAAACAAUGUUGUCAAACAGUUUCGCAGUUCAUGCAGAUAGUCUGCAGCAUAUAAACUUGUCAAUGAAGCCCUUGGCUUUGUUAAGAUUUUAAAUUACUGCCAAUAACGCAAGAACAUGAAUAUUAAACGCACCAUUUGGCAGUCGAACUAUCCCUACCAUUCACCAGACACUGGCCUGAAUUUUGCCGUCCCAAUAGAGAGUAGAUGCCCAUUUAUUUUGGGUGUGCGAGGGCAGUGUAACUACUACCGCUUCUAUCGUUCGAGAUACCGUAAUGUAUCAAGUCUUUCUUGCGCUGAAUAAAGAUUAUUUACUGCACCAA
Molecule: messenger RNA, 2723 nt
Organism: Hemiscyllium ocellatum (epaulette shark)
Lineage: Eukaryota; Metazoa; Chordata; Chondrichthyes; Orectolobiformes; Hemiscylliidae
Gene: gp1bb
Product: glycoprotein Ib platelet subunit beta
Exons: 2
Coding region: 139-738 (199 amino acids)
Source: RefSeq, a predicted model, not a curated record